Molecule: messenger RNA, 4055 nt
Organism: Perognathus longimembris pacificus (Pacific pocket mouse)
Lineage: Eukaryota; Metazoa; Chordata; Mammalia; Rodentia; Heteromyidae
Gene: Mapk6
Product: mitogen-activated protein kinase 6
Exons: 6
Coding region: 775-2925 (716 amino acids)
Biological process (GO): protein phosphorylation; cell surface receptor signaling pathway; intracellular signal transduction
Cellular component (GO): cytoplasm; nucleus
Molecular function (GO): MAP kinase activity; ATP binding
Source: RefSeq, a predicted model, not a curated record
CGGGUCGGGGUUACAUGGCGGCGACUGCGGCAAAGCGAGAUCCUCGGAGACGCCGCUGCCGCCAGCACAGCCGGAGACCGGAGCCGACCGUGGGGUCAGUCUGCGGGCCCCGCAGCCCCUCGAUGAGCCGGAGGAGUCCCGUGGUAGCAGAGUAAGAUGGAUGGUAGCUUUGAUUGUGAUUGUGGUGAGCUGGAGCCACCUGAUCACUAACGAGACAUCUUGUGUCAGCCACCAGCCACCAGGGCUUCGUGUUGAAGUUGAAACAGCAACAAAGGAAGAACAGAAGCCAAACGGAACUCGUGCUUACCAGCACCUUCGAACGAUGCUGCUCAGGACCAGUCCAACACUGGAUGCAUCUGCACUGUGAGGAGAAUGUUCAUAGAAGCCUGGCGUGUGCAUAUUUAUUCACAUUUUUGUUAAAUGUUAAAUUGUUUAGCACAGUAAAUCUGAGUGCAUAGUAUGUCAUUUCAUUCCGUUUGAGUUUCUUGAGUGUUUCUUUAAAUGUCUGCAGAGUUGCUGCCCCUUUCUUGAACUAUGAGUACUGCAAUCUUUUUAAGUCUCAAUAUGAAUAGAGAUUUUUGAGCUUUAAAUCUAAGGGGAGCUCAACGGGCCUGGUUGGCAUAUGCAAUGAAUAUCCAGAAAGCAUCUCGCUGUGGAAGCAUAGUUAUUUUUCUUCUCCCUUUUUGAAAGAUCUCUCCUUUUGAUGCCAGUUUUCUUCCUUGUUUACACAAGUUCAACAAUUGGAAAGGAAAAGGCAAUAGUAAGGGUUUCAAAAUGGCCGAGAAAUUUGAAAGUCUCAUGAACAUUCACGGUUUUGAUCUGGGCUCUAGGUAUAUGGACUUAAAACCAUUGGGCUGUGGAGGCAAUGGCUUGGUGUUUUCUGCUGUAGACAAUGACUGUGACAAAAGGGUAGCCGUCAAGAAGAUCGUUCUUACUGAUCCCCAGAGUGUCAAGCAUGCCCUCCGUGAAAUCAAAAUUAUUCGAAGACUUGACCAUGACAACAUUGUGAAAGUGUUUGAAAUUCUUGGUCCCAGUGGAAGCCACUUAGCCGACGACGUGGGCUCCCUCACGGAGCUGAACAGCGUCUACAUCGUUCAGGAGUACAUGGACACGGACUUGGCUCAUGUGCUGGAGCAGGGCCCCCUCCUGGAGGAGCACGCCAGGCUCUUCAUGUACCAGCUGCUGCGCGGGCUCAAGUACAUCCACUCUGCUAACGUACUGCACAGAGAUCUCAAGCCAGCGAAUCUGUUCAUCAAUACCGAAGACUUGGUGCUGAAGAUAGGUGACUUCGGUCUUGCACGGAUCAUGGAUCCUCAUUAUUCCCAUAAGGGUCAUCUUUCUGAAGGGUUGGUUACUAAAUGGUACAGAUCUCCACGUCUCUUACUUUCGCCUAACAAUUAUACUAAAGCCAUCGACAUGUGGGCUGCAGGCUGCAUCUUUGCUGAAAUGCUGACUGGUAAAACCCUCUUUGCAGGUGCACAUGAACUUGAACAGAUGCAGCUGAUUUUAGAAUCUAUUCCUGUUGUCCACGAGGAGGAUCGUCAGGAGCUUCUCAGCGUAAUUCCAGUUUACAUUAGAAACGACAUGACUGAGCCACACAAACCUUUAACUCAGCUGCUUCCGGGAAUUAGCCGAGAAGCACUGGGUUUCCUGGAGCAGAUUCUGACCUUUAGCCCCAUGGACCGGUUGACGGCGGAGGAAGCGCUCUCUCAUCCCUACAUGAGUAUUUAUUCCUUUCCCACGGAUGAGCCCAUUUCAAGCCAUCCUUUUCACAUCGAAGACGAAGUGGAUGAUAUAUUGCUUAUGGAUGAAACUCACAGUCACAUUUAUAACUGGGAAAGGUACCAUGAGUGUCAGUUCUCUGAGCAUGACUGGCCUAUCCAUAACAAUUUUGAUAUUGACGAAGUUCAGCUGGACCCCCGAGCCCUGUCUGACGUCACUGAGGAGGAAGAGGUGCAGGUGGACCCCCGGAAAUACCUGGAUGGAGACCGAGAGAAGUACCUGGAGGACCCUGCUUUCGACACCAACUACUCGGCGGAGCCCUGCUGGCAGUACCCGGACCACCAUGAGAACAAGUACUGCGACCUAGAGUGCAGCCACACCUGCAACUACAAAACGAGGUCGCCAUCGUACCUCGACAGCCUGGUGUGGAGGGAGAGCGAGGUGAACCAUUACUACGAGCCCAAGCUCAUCAUCGACCUCUCCAACUGGAAGGAGCAGAGCAAGGACAAGUCGGAUAAGCGGGGCAAGUCCAAGUGCGAGCGGAACGGCCUGGUGAAGGCCCAGAUCGCGCUGGAGGAGGCCUCGCAGCAGUGGGCUGAGAAGGAGAGGGAGAAGAAGCAGGGCUUCGAUUUCGAUUCCUUCAUCGCGGGCACCAUCCAGCUGAGCUCGCAGCACGAGCCCGCUCACGUCGUCGAUAAGCUGAACGACCUGAACAGCUCGGUGUCCCAGCUGGAGUUGAAGAGUCUGAUCGCCAAGUCGGUGAGCCAGGAGAAGCAGGAGAAGGGGAUGGCGAACCUGGCGCAGCUCGGGGCCUGGUACCAGGCGUCGUGGGACGGGCAGCUUGUGGGCGGCGGGGAGGAGUGCCUCCUCAUCAGCCAGUUCUGCUGCGAGGUGAGGAAAGACGAGCAGGUGGAGAAGGAGAACGCGCCCACCACCUACCUGGACAGGUUCUUCAGCAGGAAGGACGAGGCCGAGGCCCCCGACGCGGAGCCGGAGGACGAGGGCCGCCCCGGCCCCGGCCCCGGCCCCGGCGGGGAGCGCCUCUUCAACAAGCAGCUCGAGUCCAUGGGCAUCCCCCAGUUCCCCAGCCCCGUGGGGUCCCCACUCAAGUCAGUGCAGGCCACCCUAACACCCUCCACCCUGCGGGCCUCCCCUCAGAUCCCCCACAAAACAUACAGCAGCAUUCUGAAACACCUGAACUAGAACACUCGGCAGACAUUUCUCUUCGUAUUUUUCAUGAAAUGUGUUUUGUCUUUUUUAUUACUAGUGUUUAAGUCAUUUUUUUUACUUGAAUCAAAAGAUAUCAUUUAGUAAGGAAUUAAUUUGUUCUUGGUUUUUAAAACCCAGUCCUUUUUUUCUCUCCCCGUGAGAGUUUUCAUUGUAACUGGCAUGUCGUUUGCACACACAGACUAGAGCGAGCUAAUGCAAUGCGGGGGAGACGCGCGUGCUGCCCCUCGCCUUCUCCCCCACGACACGGAGCUGAUUUACAGGAAACAAAAACCUUGCCUUGAAAUUUACACAGUGAGACUGUACAUUCUUGCAUGAAAAUGCCUAUUUUUUUCCGAAAACAUUUUUUCAUUCAUUAGUAUUUUCCAGUUUUUCAUACUGUACACAUUUCUUAAGACACAUGAUACCAGCAGCCACCGAGAGGGGGUGCGGAGUUUGGUACGCAUGUGCGAUCUACCUCAAGGUAACAAGCGAGCAGAGCAGUUCCACCGCGCCCGGCGGGCGCCCUCCGUAGCAGCGUCCACGCCAUCGUCUCAAGUCUUCUGGGGUUCCUAGUGCAUCACAUCUUAUUUAUUUUAGCAAAUCAGUCUAUUUUCCGUAUUUAAUUAUAGAAAUUAGCUAGUUUAAAAGCCUUUCUUUGCAACUCCACUUUGUCCGCGCGGCACUCUGGUUUGUUGCCUGCCUAGCUGACGUCAGCACGUCACCCACUACAGCGUGUUCAUUUUAAGUAAGGACUCACUGUGUAUAGGAAUUUGUAUUUUGGAGGUGCUUGAUCUAUCUACAAAGAAAAUUUAGGAAUUACUUUAUUAUAAAAUGCUCCUAGAAGUCUUACUUGUGUUUAUUUUUUGAAGCCUGUAACGUUAGACUUGUGCAUGGAAGUAAUUAAGGUACAUCAUUAUCGUAGUUCCGCGCUGUACACGGCAGACAUUCGUUGUUUUCGCUGAAUGAGCUCUUCCUCCCCACGGCAAGCAUGGAUAAACUAGGUUAAACGUAGCAUGGGACAGCGCAGGCUUAGAGUUGGUUCCAUCGAUUUUAUUUUGCUGAAUACUGUCUGUAUCUUUGGUUAUCCUGUUUGAAGAAAAAGGACAAAUAAAACAUGGCCAGCA